UCUGAGUGGCCCCAGUGGUCUCUGUAUGUGACGUCCGCCUACAACCUGGUGGCCAUAUCCAUGGAGCGAUACUUGGCAACUUGUCAGCCGGUCAUCCACCGUAACAAGUUGACGCCCAAACGGCUGAAGGUUCUAAUGGUUGCUGUCUGGCUGUGCGGCUGGCUGCCCGAGGCUCAUCUUGUACCCAUCUCCUACCAGGCCAAUGAUUCCUGUGAGGCAUCCUGGCCCAGCCCUGCGGUACAAGCUGUGAGCGGGGUUGCCAUUGCCGUCUGGGAGUUUGUUGUUCCGCUCGUCAUCAUGAUCUUCGCCUACACCAAGAUCAUUUUGGAGCUGUACAAGUGCUCCAAGGCCAGGGUGGGCGACAACAAUGACGCUCAGAACAACAUGCUGUCCAAAGCCAACAAGAACGUCACCAAGACGCUGUUCGUGAUGGCUGUCUUCUUCGCGAUUUGCUGGGAGCCAACUGACGUCAGUUACAUCUUGUUCCACUCCGGGCUAAACGAUAACUCCCUCGACAGCGUGUUCUAACAAGCUGCCGGCGCCAUCGUCCUGGUGAACCUGUGCAUCAAUCCUUUCAUCUACUGCUUCGUGUACGAUCGCUUUCAAACGCACGCUUGGAGGAUGGUUCGUUGUGUUGCAGGCACC
Molecule: messenger RNA, 645 nt
Organism: Acanthaster planci (crown-of-thorns starfish)
Lineage: Eukaryota; Metazoa; Echinodermata; Asteroidea; Valvatida; Acanthasteridae
Product: RYamide receptor-like
Source: RefSeq, a predicted model, not a curated record